Messenger RNA from Amblyraja radiata (thorny skate), 10005 nucleotides. It is a transcript of the gene trpm3, whose product is annotated as transient receptor potential cation channel, subfamily M, member 3. Gene Ontology annotation, biological process: protein tetramerization; monoatomic cation transmembrane transport; metal ion transport. The record is from RefSeq and is a predicted model, not a curated record. Gene Ontology annotation, molecular function: monoatomic cation channel activity. NCBI's taxonomy places the organism in Eukaryota, Metazoa, Chordata, Chondrichthyes, Rajiformes, Rajidae. The coding region runs from base 129 to 5177 and encodes 1682 amino acids. Gene Ontology annotation, cellular component: plasma membrane. The transcript is spliced from 25 exons.
GCCAAAUGAACACAGGCUCGUAGUGAGAGCUAGAGAAUCUCGCUCCUGCUCUAAACAGGUGGUUCCGACCUCCCCACUGCCGCCGCCGCCGCCGCCGCCGCCACUUGUGCGAUAAGUGAGCUGAAACUAUGCGAGUGGAGAAACAGGACUGCCGGACCCGGGGCUACCCGGAGAGAGGGCGCAGCGCAAGGGACGAGGGAUCCGAGAGGAAAUUGAGUCGGGGCAAAUUCGCGGAUUCCUGGAAGAGGCUGAGUUCAAAGCAGGGUUCGCUGAAGCGCUCUGGACCCCAGUCUCAGCAACAGCAGGCCCAGAAGUCAUGGAUAGAGAGAGCGUUUUGCAAGCGAGAAUGUGUCCACAUCAUACCGAGCACGAAAGACCACCACAGGUGCUGUUGUGGGCGACUAAUGGGACAACAUGUCGGAUUACCCCCUGCCAUCUCCAUCAGCCACAACGACAGUGGAGAAAGCAGAAGCGCAAAGAAUGACCUGGAGAAGUGGUCUGUCAGCAAGCACACCCAGCUGAGUCCAACGGAUGCCUUUGGCACCAUCGAAUUCCAGGGUGGAGGACACUCUAACAAAGCCAUGUAUGUGCGUGUUUCCUUUGACACAAAGCCCGACUUGCUCUUGCACUUGAUGACAAAGGAAUGGCAGCUAGACCUCCCAAAGCUACUGAUCUCCAUACAUGGUGGCCUCCAAAACUUUGAACUUCAACCUAAACUAAAGCAAGUCUUUGGAAAGGGUUUAAUUAAAGCAGCUAUGACAACAGGGGCUUGGAUAUUCACCGGAGGUGUCAACACAGGGGUCAUCCGCCACGUUGGAGAUGCACUCAAGGACCACGCCUCGAAGUCUAGAGGAAGGAUCUGCAUUAUAGGCAUUGCUCCAUGGGGAAUAGUGGAGAAUCAAGAGGAUCUGAUUGGAAAGGAUGUGGUCCGCCCUUAUCAAACCAUGUCCAACCCCUUGAGCAAGCUGACGGUGCUGAACAGCAUGCACUCCCACUUCAUCCUGGCAGAUAACGGCACCACAGGCAAAUACGGAGCUGAGGUGAAGUUGCGGAGGCAACUGGAGAAGCACAUUUCCCUGCAGAAGAUUAACACUAGGAUCGGACAGGGAGUUCCGGUGGUGGCUCUCAUUGUGGAAGGCGGACCCAACGUAAUCUCCAUCGUGCUGGAGUAUCUGCGGGACACCCCACCCGUCCCGGUGGUGGUCUGUGACGGCAGCGGCCGGGCUUCAGACAUCCUCGCCUUCGCACACAAGUACUCGGAGGACGGUGGGGUAAUAAACGAGUCUUUGAGAGACCAGCUACUCGUCACCAUUCAGAAGACCUUCAACUACAGCCGCACGCAAGCUCAGCACCUCUUCAUCAUUUUAAUGGAGUGCAUGAAGAAGAAGGAAUUGAUUACUGUCUUCAGAAUGGGCUCAGAGGGACACCAGGACAUUGACUUGGCCAUUCUAACGGCUCUCCUGAAAGGAGCCAAUGCUUCAGCACCGGAUCAGCUAAGUCUUGCUUUGGCCUGGAACAGAGUGGACAUUGCUCGGAGUCAGAUCUUUAUCUAUGGACAGCAGUGGCCGGUGGGUUCCCUCGAGCAGGCCAUGCUCGAUGCACUGGUACUGGACCGCGUGGAAUUUGUGAAGCUGCUGAUUGAGAACGGGGUGAGCAUGCAUCGGUUCCUCACCAUCUCCAGGCUCGAGGAGCUCUACAACACUAGACAUGGCCCAUCCAACACUUUGUACCAAUUAGUCAGGGAUGUCAAAAAGCGAGAAUACCAAGCAUUCAGCUGGAUCUAUUUUCAGGGGAACCUCCCGCCUGAUUAUAGAAUCAGUUUAAUUGACAUCGGGCUGGUGAUUGAGAAUCUGAUGGGAGGAGCCUAUCGCUGCAAUUACACACGCAAAAGAUUUCGAACCUUGUACCACAAUCUGUUUGGACCAAAGCGGGAAGAGCCUCCCAUCCGGAGAGGCAGGAAGACAACCAAGAAGAGAGAGGAGGACGUGGACAUUGACCUGGACGACCCGGAGAUCAAUCACUUCUCCUACCCGUUCCACGAGCUGAUGUUAUGGGCUGUGCUCAUGAAGCGCCAGAAGAUGGCGCUGUUCUUCUGGCAGCACGGCGAGGAAGCCAUGGCCAAGGCCCUUGUGGCCUGCAAGCUCUGCAAGGCCAUGGCCCACGAGGCCUCAGAGAACGACAUGGUGGACGACAUAUCCCAGGAAUUAAACCACAACUCCAGGGAGUUUGCACAGCUUGCCGUUGAGCUACUGGAUCAGUCCUACAAGCAGGAGGAGCAGAUGGCCAUGAAGCUGCUGACCUACGAACUGAAGAACUGGAGCAACUCCACCUGCUUGCAGCUGGCUGUGGCGGCCAAGCACCGAGACUUCAUCGCUCACACCUGCAGUCAGAUGCUCCUCACGGACAUGUGGAUGGGACGUCUGCGCAUGCGCAAGAACUCCAGCCUGAAGGUUAUUCUGGGAAUCCUGCUGCCUCCGUCAAUCCUUAGCCUGGAAUUUAAGAAUAAGAAUGAGAUGUCGUAUGUUCCCCACACUCAGGAGUCACCAUUACUGGGGAAAGAAGUGGAGGAGCCUGAGAAACCUGUCAAAGAAAAAGAGGAGGAGGACAUGGAGUUCACAGCAAUGCUUGACGGGGUGAAUGGAGAAUCAGCUCGAAAGAAAAACGAAGAAGAAGUACCAACAGUACACAGAAUGAUCCCAUUUGGAAGAAAAAUCUAUGAAUUUUACAAUGCUCCAAUUGUUAAGUUCUGGUUUCAUACGCUAGCAUACAUUGGCUAUCUGAUGCUUUUUAAUUACAUCGUUUUGGUGAAAAUGGAGCGGUGGCCAUCAGUGCAGGAAUGGAUAGUGAUUUCUUACAUCUUCACCCUCGGCAUUGAAAAGAUGCGAGAGAUCCUGAUGUCAGAGCCCGGUAAACUGCUGCAGAAGGUGAAGGUCUGGCUACAGGAGUACUGGAACGUCACCGAUCUCAUGGCUAUCCUGCUUUUCUCUGUGGGGAUGGUGCUGCGCCUGCAGGAGAAGCCAUAUAUGAGCUACGGUCGAGUCAUCUACUGCGUUAACAUCAUUUACUGGUACAUUCGCCUAUUAGACAUCUUCGGGGUCAACAAGUAUCUGGGGCCUUAUGUCAUGAUGAUUGGAAAAAUGAUGAUGGACAUGAUGUACUUUGUGAUCAUCAUGCUGGUGAUUUUAAUGAGCUUUGGAGUGGCACGCCAAGCAAUUCUUCACCCUAAUGAAGACCCGUCCUGGAGGCUGGCGAGAAACAUUUUCUACAUGCCUUAUUGGAUGAUCUAUGGAGAAGUGUUUGCUGACCAAAUUGACCCUCCAUGUGGGGCUGGAUUGUCGGAGGAUGGUAGACCCCUACCUCCUUGCAUAACUGGAGCAUGGAUCAUCCCUGCAAUAAUGGCAUGUUACCUCUUGGUUGCAAAUAUUCUGCUAGUCAACCUCCUUAUAGCUGUGUUCAACAACACAUUUUUUGAAGUCAAAUUGAUAUCAAACCAAGUUUGGAAGUUUCAGAGGUACCAAGUGAUCAUGGCUUUCCAUGAGAGGCCCGUCUUGCCUCCACCGCUGAUCACCCUCAGUCACAUGACCAUGGUCUGCCAACACAUUUGCUGUCGUUGGCGCAAGCAAGAGCGCGAGCAGGAGGACAAAGAUUAUGGACUCAAACUCUGCGUAACUGAAGAUGAACUAAAGAAACUGCACGACUUUGAGGAACAGUGCAUAGAAGAGUAUUUUCGAGAAAAGGACGAUAUGUUCAACUCUUCAAAUGAUGAAAGAAUAAGAGUUACUGCUGAGCGGGUGGACAACAUGUCGAUGCGGCUGGAGGAGGUGAACGAGCGGGAACACUUCAUGAAGGCUUCCCUGCAGACCAUGGACAUAAGGUUGGGGCAGCUGGAGGAGCUGGCGGCGCGGAUGGCCUCGGCCCUGGAGCGGAUCGCCGGCCUGGAGAAGGUCGAGGGCCACAAGAUGCCGUCCAGGGCUUCCUCGGACUGCACCGAGGCCGCCUGCAUGCUGCGCCAGAGCAGCUUCAACAGCCAGGAGGGCAGCGGCGGCGGCGGCGGCUACCUGCUGCCCGAGUGCGGCGAGCAGGCGGCAGAGGAGCCGGUGUCUCCCAACUCGCCCACCCUGACGCCCAGGAUGAGGAGCCACUCCUUCUACCUGGUCAGCCCGAAGCAGCGGGCGUGUGGCGGCGAGCGGACCGACUUCUCCUUCAAGGAGCGGUCGCUGAGCCUGCAGCGGGCCACCAGCUCGCAGUCGGUGGCGGCGAUAGCGGGCCACAAGGAGCCGCGGCCUUGCCCGCCGCCCGAGCCCUGCGUCGAGAUCUACGGGCCGACUGUGGGCGGCGGCGCCGAGGCCGACUCGUCCCUCAGGGUCCCGGCCGCCCUCCACCCACCCGACGUGGUGGCCGCGCUGCUGAUGAGGAGCCAGGCGGCGGCGGCGGCGGCAACAGCGGCGGCGACCCCACCCUGGGCCGAGCCUCCAGACGAGUUGUUCGCGGGCGACGGGCCGGUCUGGCAGCCGGUGGAGUGGGGAGGCGAGGUGUGUGCGGCCCCGGUGCUGGAGCGCUCCAAGAGCAGCCGGUACCUGUGUAGCCCGGCGGCCUGCGCCGAGGCCUCCUGCCUGAUGGUCAAGUCGCACAGCUUCGCCGUGCCCUCCCGGGGCCAUUACGGCUGCAUGGGCGUCCCGGUGAAGACGGCCGAGUACACCAGCAUCACCGACUCCAUCGACACCCGCUGCAUCUCCGCCGCCCCCCUCCACGCCGAGCACUCGCCCCAGUCCAGCGGUUCCCACGGCGACCACUCCAGCGGCCUGGACGACGGCGCCGCCUGCCACCCGGAGCGGGAGGCCGAGCUCAGCCACCCCAGCUCGGACAACGACGAGGAGGAACAGGUGGUGGUGGAGCGCGGGGGUCCGGCCCGCACCGGCCCCGGGGCCCCGUCCUCUCUCUGCAGACUGGAGAGGGCUCACAGCUGCACGGCCGCCGAGCCCAGCACCCCCGGGCCAUACGCCAGGAAGAGCUGCUCCAUCAGCGACAGGCUGGACGGCCAGCGCAACGCCGCCGGCCCCUUCCAGCGCAGCCGCUCGUCCCGGCCCGACGCCAGGUCCGAGGGGUUCUCGCUGAAAGCGCUGAGCAGAACCACCGCCUUCCGGAGCUUCGACAGCAGCAAGCAGAGCCUCACAUAAUGUGCACUGUCCUCCUCCCCACUUGUCGCUGCUUGUUUUCUAAUGUAUGGUUUAUUGCUGCUCCAGUGCUUCCCACCCUCAUGUUUUCAGCAGCUCCAUCUGACCACCGCCUGCACAAGUGUCUCCCUGCCCUUCAGCACACUAUUGUUGCCCUGAUGGGGAAAGGGCUGGGUCAUGUCAUUAGCAUGAGUACAAUAACUGCCAUGGUAACACUUGGACUGAAUUGCUGGUGAAGGUUGCUUUAAAUCCCAUAAACAAUAAGGAGAACCAACCAAUAAAGGGGAGCCUGAACGAAAAGCACUAAAUGUCUUUAGGUAAGAUAGUGUAGUGGGGAGAAAAGCGGUGACGAUGUUUCAAAGCUAUGACUUUUCUAAAUUCUGAUGAAGGUUCGUCCAUUUGAAACAUUAUCUCAAUUUCCCUCUGUUCACACUGCCAUAUUUCCUGUUUUUCCAGCAUUUUUGGUUUUUAUUUAAAGAGAAACAAUCAUUUAUUCUUCAGCCCAAUUAUGUAGGCUUGUUCCCUCAGUCAUGAUGUUGGAAUUGCAUCCUCUCGAUGUGCAUUGCAGGGAAUGUAGAGAGGCCAAUCAUUCUUGGCAGUGUCCACAGUAACAGUUUCUCCCUAACUACCCACUCACAAUUUUGAACACCUUAGUUAAAUCUUCCCUCGAUCUUCCAUUUGCUGACAAAGCACGUACAAUUCUUCAUCCUGUUGAAAUAAAAUGGCAUUUGAAGACUCUAUGUCCUACUGAAAAUGUCAAAAUUGCAUUUAGUAAAUUGUUUAGUUAUUAAGGGAUAAGGAAUCAAGUCGUGUAGAUAGAGUUCAAUUAUAGAUCCGGUAAACACAAAAUGCUGGAGUGACUCAGCGGGACAGGCAGUAUCUCUGGAGAGAAUGAAUGGGUGACGUUUCGGGUCGAGACUCUUCUAAUUUAACAGCACAACAGAUUGCAGGGUCUGGACUUGUCCUUUUCCAAUGUUCCAUUUCUCAAACUCAUUUAACAAAAACAACAUAAACAUCUUGGUGAACCUUCUCACCCAUCUUUGACUGUUUAAUUGGUUCAUACCCAACAUAUGGUGUAUUGAUAGUAUGGGCAUUUGGGGUAUCAACACAAGUAGCCACUUGUAAAGGAGACAUCUGUGCUUCAAACCCAGAUUUCAGAUGGUAUAGCUCCUUUAACUUAUUUUCUAAAGGGAAUAUUGAAAGUACAUGAUCAUCAUGCAGCGAGACAAAUAGCGUAAAGGGAGAAAUAAUUUUGAUACCAAACACUGGUGAAUUUUGUCAACUGCUGUUUGUUAAUAUUUGAUAGCCUUUCCAGGAAGGAUUGUACAGUAUUUUUCAAAAUAAUUUGCUAGUAUCCGUGAUUUUGUGGUUCCAAGUUCUAUUCUUAAUGAAGUGAUAAUGUAAUUGUUGCUAUAAGUACAUUUGCUGGCUCUUAUUCAGAAGCAUGUAUGCUAUUGUAAUAAGGAUGUAAAUAAUACCGUCCAUCCGUUGGUUCAAAGAUGACAUUUAAAACUCUAGCAGUGCAUGCAUUUAAAAAGCAAAUGGAUUUCACCAAAGGAUGGCAAGUGUGAUAGACAUAUGUUAAUAGCCAAGGGCCACCUUGCACAAGUGCUAAAUGUAUCAGAUGCAAAUGGCUGGUAGCCAUAGCAACUAGUUUUGGUCCUUUUGGACUUUUAAGUUUAAGUUAGAUUUUAAAAUUUAAGUCCCAAAGUCCCGUGAAACACGAUAACAAGCACAUUGGUUUUCAAAGCACUGAAUAAUCAUGAAACCCUCCAGUAUAUAGAGAGUCUCUCCAUCGUGCCACUGCUGCUUGUUUGAAAGCGUUCCGUCACCACCACUCCUCUGUUCUUUCCCCAAAGCACUGUAGAUUGCUCCCUUCCAGUUAUUCAUCCCGUGCACCUUUGAAGGUUGCCAUUACAUCUGCUUCAACUAUCCUUUCAUUACAUUCCAAAUCACACCAACUUGCUACAUUGCCAAAAGAUGCAAAAUCACACAAUUAUUGGAAAUCCAUGUCUCCUGAUUACUCACAAUUCUGCCACUGUAUUGACUACCUGACUAUAAAAUAAGUAUUAUAUCUGCUGUAAGUAUGAGGAAAUCAAUUUGUGCUCAAUCACUUCCAUGAUGCUGUUGUGGAGGCAACUUCUGAAAUGUGGCUCUUUGAAAGCAGUGUAUAAUGCUCAGUCCUACUAUAGUCUACAUUUAAUGCAAGGGAUUGAGGGAUGAUACCCCAGUAAAAGUGAUUUCAUUAUCUCUAGUUAUCACACAUUGAUAACCUUGAGUGAACAGCAAAUCAAGUAAUUGGCAGGCUAUAUGGGAUGGAUGGAAACUAAGCUCCUAUCCACUUAAAAAAUGUAGGGAUUCACCCUCCUUUCACCCCAAGAACAUUUACAAACAGAAUUGUGUGCUGAGCUCAAACAUGGCAAAUCUUGCAUGAAUACACUACUAUCUACAGCAGCACCACGAGUGACCAAGUGAACGCAUAGCCGCGCCUUCUAAAGAUCAUCCAUAAUCAGUGUAUGGGUAGAAUAAGUGCAGCUGGUUUUGCCAGUUUCUCUUUGGAGUCUCCUUCCAGGUUCACCAUCUGGUGCCACAUCUUUUCUACACAAACACACACACACACACAACAGGUCCACACGAUCACACACUUUGUGGUUUGAGUUUGCCACAUCUAUCGCUGUAAAAACAACUUUCAAUCUGAGCCUAUAAAUGAGCAUUGAAGCCCCAAUGUUUCAUUGACAUCUUCACACUUUCUCUUAGGCUUGUGUUUAAUUUCUUUAAGGGUAGAGAUCAUGCAUUCUGCAAGAUGAAGUAAUUGAAGAAAGUUGGGAAUUGGGGCAUUUCAGCAGGAGAGCAAGCGUUAAACUAAUCAACAAGCAAAUAAAAAAUAUCCUGUUGCAUUCCUAUAGCACCUCUGCGAUCCUUUUCAGAACAUCCCCAAACUCUGCAACCAAAAAGUGCAGUCGUCAUUGUAUGGGAGUGAAUUUGUCUGCAAAUUGCCCUUGCCGUAAUAUCCCAAAAAUGACCUUAAUUUAGCAAUAAAAUGUCGAAGAGUUAAUAUUGUCACCAAGAUUGCACACCUACUCUUUGAACUAAAGCUGUGGUUGAUUUAACUACCAUCCAAGGGUGCAUCUGAACAUUUCACCUCAAAUAUAUCACCUGACUUAGAGUCAUUGAGUCGUACAGCGUGGAAACAGACCCUUUGGCCCAACUUGUCCACACCAACCAACAUGUCCCAUCUACACUAAUUUGCCUGCGUUUGGCCCAUAUCCCUCUAAACCUGUUCUAUCCAUGUACCUGUCUAAUUACUUUUUUAAUUACCUGAAAUAUCAUCUCCUGGUAAUAUAUUCACCUGAUAAAUUCACAAAAAUGUUUCAUAAAUAUAUCACCUCCUGACUUAGGGAUGCAGUUUUUUGUACUCAAUUCUUUGAGUGAUAACCUAACCUUUUAACCCAGCGAGUGCCAUGUAAAAGAUGAGAAUAUAUUACUGGGGGUGAGGAAACGAUGACUAGUGUUCCUGCUAGCCACAGCUUGGAUUAGAGAUCCAGGAAUCUUGAGUUUGUAUCUCAGUACCACAGUAACUGAGCAAAUUAAAUGCAAUUAAUUUUACAUAAAGUAAAAGUAAUCAUGAUAUUAUUAUAUUAUUACAAAAGGAAAACAAUCACUAAUGUCCUUAAGGGAAAGAAAUGUGUUGGCUUUCCCUAGCCUGCUUUGACUCCAGGCCUGCAGCAAUUUUCUUGCUUUUAACUGGCGUGAACCAGGCAAACAAGCCACUCAGUUCAAGGGCAAUUUGUAUGGACAGUGAAUACUGGCUUUGCCAAUGACACCCAGAUCUUAUCAACACAAUUUCUAAAAAAGUUAUCACAUAAAGCUAAGGAUUAUUCAACACAUUAUUCAUGGUAGGCUACUUGUUUUGGAUGAUAAAAUCUAAAGGAUGAAUCUGAGAUUCAAAUUUGUCUCCUCAACCUUGAAGUGAUCCAUACAAGUCUUCAAAUUCAUCAUUCCUUCCACUUUGAAAUAUAAACAUAUUGAAGACUAUUCACUGGGUCCAGUAAUAUUCUCUUGAUUUAAAAAUGAGCGUAUCAGCAGAUAUAGUUGUCAUCUGCCCAGUUUCAAGGUUUGUUUAUUCGGAAUAUGAUUGACACACAUGCUGUCCCACAAUUGAAAUUUAAAAACAAAAUCUACACUAUUUGUUCUUACUGUGAACAAUAACUGCUAAUCAAAGGUUAAUGACUCUCUACCGUAAAGUGCAAUAUUUAUCUAGAAAUGGAAAACUAAUGCAGUAAUGCAAAAAUUCACAGCUCAAAUUUAUGACUCUCAGCAGAGCAAAAAAGGGGUAAUUUUGACUUCAAUAAAGGCUCAAAAUGAGUUUUUGCAGCAAAGUUUGCAGUUUCCCUUCAACCUACUUCUACCAACCUCUGCCACUUGUACAAGAAUGUUCUUAUGCCAUUGUGCAAAGAGGAAAGGGAUGUCCCGUUCAAAGAUAGUGGAUUCUCAAGGACUGAUUGAGCUUUACAUUAACCACAAGGUUAAUGCAAAGUUUGGAGCUGGCUUCAAACAUUGAACUCCUGUUAUCGGCAGGGGUGUAGAAUUAUAAGCAUGCGUCCUUGAUGUUUGAUACAAUUUAAACACCUAUGGGUGAGAUAUAGGUGUGAAUUUUAUACAAAAACUCCUCUGUCCAAUAAUAUAAUUGUCACAUUGCCAGGAAAGUCUCUCCACCUAUGCAUCGAUUGACUAAAUGGUGUGAGUGCAAAUCCAAUUUAUUUCCUCCACAAUAUAUAUUUUAAAGAACAAUAUCUCACGUUAUCACUGAACAUGGCAUUAUUGCCAAUAA